Cucurbita moschata (crookneck pumpkin) is the source of this 1795-nucleotide messenger RNA. RefSeq lists its product as uncharacterized. The record is from RefSeq and is a predicted model, not a curated record. NCBI's taxonomy places the organism in Eukaryota, Viridiplantae, Streptophyta, Magnoliopsida, Cucurbitales, Cucurbitaceae. Bases 55 to 1428 code for a protein of 457 amino acids. Gene Ontology annotation, cellular component: mitochondrial small ribosomal subunit. The transcript is spliced from 7 exons. Gene Ontology annotation, molecular function: structural constituent of ribosome.
UGCAAAACCCAAAACCUCGCGUUCAACUUCGUCUCCAUCUCCGACUGGCGGAAAAUGUUGCGAUCAAUUCUCAGAGCAGCAGCCGCCGCAACCUCUAGACAUCAGCCGUACAAUCGGAAUCCCUCUCCGAUCCUAUCUUUUACUUCAAAUUACUCAGCUAAGACAACCAAAUCCGCCGUUAAGAAGGCGCCCAAGAAGGGCAAGUCCAAGGGCGACGGCAAAGCCACCGAUGAUCCCUCGGCCUCCGCUGCUGCUUCCGACGACUUAGAUGCGGCGCUUUUUGAUGAUAAAUCUCGAGCCCGACGUCUUGCUGCCGAGGAAAAUGAUCACUCACUCGAUGUUGGCCCAAAUGGCCGCCCUCUCUUUACCUCCGCAUCUUCACUCUCACAGCUCACUCGCAAGGAUGCAGGCUCUUAUUUCAAAUUCAAUAUGGAAGGACUAAAUGAGGCACUGCCGGAGGGUUUGCCUUUGGGAAUGGUCAAAGAGUUCGAGGAUUCUAUGCGAAGUGCUGUGCUUGUGCGGCAAAAUUUUUUGGAUCUUCGCGACAAUUUCAGGCGUGUGGUUGAUCCUUCAUUGUUGUCGCCGGCUGGUUCAAAUAUUAGAAAACAGAUCGUAUUGGAUGGUCCGGUCAAUAGUGGAAAGAGUAUUGCGCUCGCCAUGCUUGUUCACUGGGCUCGCGAUGAAGGCUGGCUAGUUUUUUAUGUUCCUAGUGGGCGUCGGUGGACUCAUGGAGGAUUCUUCUUUAAAAACGCUGAAACAGGACUUUGGGACACACCUGUUCAGGCUGAAGAUGUUCUGAGAGAUUUUCUGAAGUACAAUGAGACCCGCUUAAGACAACUGCCAUGUCAAUUAUCUGAUCCUAUACCAUUGGGAGAGGGUGUUGGUGUCAGGAUGAAGAAAGGUGCUGAUUCCAUGAUGAUGCCUGAGGGUUCAACUUUAUAUGACUUGAUUGAUACUGGAAUCAAGCACACUCAUGCAGCUGUUGGGGUGGUAGUUCGUUUAAGAAAAGAAUUAUCGCUUGUGAAAGAUAUUCCCGUGCUUUUUGCUAUUGAUCAAUAUAACAACUGGUUUACAUUCAGUGAAUUUGAAGAACCAGUGACCGUUCGUUCUACUCGACCAAUACACGCUAGGGAACUCGCAAUGGUAAAAGCUUUUAGGUCUAUGAUGCAUGACGACAUGAUGGUUGGUGCUUUCUCUCAUUCAACUGCUGUUGGAAAGUUGCGUCAAGACUUGCCAGAUGUUCCUUUAGGUGCACGUGUUAAUUUCCCUCGCUACAAUCUUGAUGAAGCAGCUUCUGUUUUUCACUAUUACCUCAGACAAAGACUGAUACGCCGUGAAGCCUUCUCAGAAGAUGCCUGGAAAAAGGUAUACUAUUUGUCAAAUGGAAAUGGAGCAGAAAUGCGGUGGUUGGUACCAUUGAUGCGGUGACAGCGACACCAAUGGGGCUAAGUUUCCUCCUCGCCUGUUCACAUCGACUGGACACGGUACCAUCGCUUAGAACUCAUGCAUAUUUCUUCACUUGGAAUUAGAUAUCCCUAACCCUCACAAGAUGUGCGACAUAUCAUAGGCAUUCUGGCCUAAAAUACCGAGUCGAGUGUUUGUAUUUGUAAGUUUAGCGCACGCACAUCGGAGAAGUAACCUUUUCUACGGCACAAUUUUUAUUGCCUACUUGGGCUACACUUAUCAUCUUGUGUGUUCUUUCAUUAAUAUAUAUUUUAGGUACAUUCUUCAAUAAGGUGUUAUCUUUUAAGGAAGAACUUGAGAUGCCCAAUUGAGCCGUUAAUUUUGCAGGCCA